GUGUUGUUGUGUAGGGAGUGAAGGUGACGGGUGAGGUGGACCCUGAGAGGUCGGGAGGUCAGGUCUACCCUACCCUGGUGGCUCUUCUCAAGUCAUCCAGCCAGCAUUUCACAGCCAACAUCGAGAAACAGGAGUAUGUGUAUGUGGAGGAGUGUGAUGUGGGGGAUGGGAGGGUGGGAGGAGGAGAGGGACAAGCCAGUGAGCCAGCCCAGCCCGACACCGCUGAGUCAGCAGAACGUCAGACUCCCAUGAAAGACAGAAAGUCUCUCACUCCAGCCAAGAAGACACCAACCACAGCAGAAGGUGGGAAGAGAGGUAAGGGAGGUAUCCCCAAGAGCACGUUCCAGGGAGUGUCCAGUCUGGAGCCAUCCCAGAAAUGGCAGUCUCUGGGAGUCAGCGAUGAGCUCUACGUCACUGCUCCAGAGACUCCAAUCAAGACUGCCACCGCAGGGUCAGCCCCAUUUUAAUUACUUACAUAUGUGAUUAAAGGGAAUGCGGUAGUAAUUAUAAGGGUUAAAGUUAUAAAUUGCUUCAACUGGGCCCUAUUGUUUAGUUCUUUCAUAUUUUAUCCCAUACUUAUACUUACACAUUCCCUUUAACACUAUCAAAAUCAUACGCACAUUGCUGUGAAUAUGCAUGAUGUGUGUGCACUCCUAUUACAUAGGUCAAAGAAGAGGGCACAUAUAGUCAUACCUCCUGAGUCAAUGGGUAAAUCAGCCACCAGCAUAAGAUCCAAGUCACAUGCGAGUCGCAGUUCAGGAGACAUGGAUGACAGUGGGAGCAGCUCCGAGGGAAGUGAGGAGGAGGACCAGCAGGACAGGAGACCGGAGUCGAAUGCCGACCUCCCCAACGAGUACUGGCAGAUCCAGAAGCUCAUCAAGUACCUGAAGGGAGGGAACCAGACGGCCACUGUCAUAGCCCUCUGUGCACUCCUGGAGUUUGACCUGAAGCAGGAGGCGUGUCAGCUGGCCAUCCGGGACUCUGGGGGGCUGGACCUGCUCAUUAACCUCCUGGAGACCAACGAGUCUCGGUGCAUGAUCGGGACCCUCAAGAUCCUGAGAGAGAUCUCCACAAACAGUCUCACCUGUACCGCCAUUGUGGACCUUGCCGGUCUCCCGAUGCUGGUGCAGAUCCUGACCUCCCCCAACAGAGAGCUCAAGUGCUUGGCUGCAGAGACCAUUGCCAACGUGGCCAAGUUCAAACGGGCGCGACGGAUUGUCAGACACAACGGAGGCAUCAGGAAACUAGUGGGGUUGCUGUCCAGCCCAGGUCGCCCCAGCACCCCAGUGACCGGGGAACGGAGCGACAUUGAGGUGGCUCGCAGUGCAGCACUGGCUCUCUGGUCUUGCUCCAAGAGCAAGAGCAACAAGAUGCCGAUGUACCAGGAGUUGAUCAGGUCUGAGGGUAUGGUGCAGAACCUGGUGAGGGGUCUCAAGAUGGAGAACCAGGAACUCCAGAAACACUGCGCCUCUGCCAUUUUCAAGUGUGCAGAGGAGGAGAGUACUCGUAAUCUGGUGAGAGAGCAUGAGGGGCUACCCUCUCUGGCCACCCUCCUGAGGGUCACUAAGAACAAAGACCUCCUCUGUGCCGCCACUGGCGCCGUCUGGAAGUGCAGCAAGAGCCCCGAGAACGUCAAAAAACUGAAGAAACUGAGGGUGAUAGACCAGCUGGUGUCUCUGCUCUCUAAACAACCCGAAGAGGUUUUGGUGAAUGUUGUGGGUGCCCUGGGAGAGUGUGCUGCAACAGACGCAGACAAUCGAGUGGCCCUCAGGAAGGCUGGAGGGGUGGUCCCUCUCGUUCAACUGCUAACGGGCACUAAUCAGGCGCUGCUCAUCAACACCACCAAGUCUGUGGGAGCUUGUGCUCUAGACAAUGACAGCAUGACGCUGAUAGACAAGAACGAUGGAGUGAGGUUACUCUGGUCCCUUCUCAAAUCACCCAACACUGAGGCGUGUGCUGCCUGGGCCAUAUGUCCAUGCAUCGAACAUGCAAAGGAUGCGGGAGAGCUUGUGCGGUCGUUUGUGGGCGGUCUGGAGCUGAUAGUGGGUCUCCUCAAGUCUCCCGACAGAGAGGUCCUGGCCAGCGUGUGUGCUGCCAUCGCCAAGAUUGCCCAGGACGAGGAGAACCUUGGAGUCAUCACUGAUCACGGCGUUGUUCCCCUCCUGGCUGCUCUCACUGACACUACUGAUGACCACCUGAGGAAACACUUGUCAGAUGCCAUCGCAAGGUGCUGCAUGUGGAGGAACAACCGGGUGGCGUUUGGAGAGGAGAAGGCGGUGGCCCCACUAGUCACCUACCUCCACUCCCCCGAUCCUCUGGUCCACAGAGCCACUGCCUGUGCCCUCCACCAGCUCUCCAAGGACCCUGACAACUGCAUCACCAUGCAUGAGGCUGAGGUCGUCCAGCCUCUGCUGAAAAUGGUAGGAUCACGAGACGAGAUACUCCAGGAGGCUGCCGCUGGCUGCAUCAGUAACAUUCGCCACCUCGCUCUCGCCAACGAGAAGGCCAAAUUCAAGUGACUCGAAAACCAACUCAUACACACUAGAUACAACACGCAGCAUUGGCAUACAUAGUCACAAGAUAAUAAUUAUUAAUAUCCAGGAUGUCAAGAUCAAAGGAAAAGUUAAAGGGAAUGUGGCAGUAUAGUUAUUAUGGCUAAAUUAAGGAAAUGUUACUAAAAGAGAACACUUCUCACAAGGCUCUAUUGUUUAUUUAGCCCUUACGUACUGCCACAUUCCCUUUAAUGGGUGUUUCAUUGACACAAACGAAAAAUAUUUCCCGAGCAUGCACAAAGAUCUCAUGUCUCAGGAAAAGAACUUGACACCAGCGUCAGAGCCGUCUGCACUGUCUCCUGGGAUGAGCUCAGCCUUCCCCUCUCUGGCCAGGGCCUGGAUGGACCUCUGCAGUACCCACAGCUCGAUUCCACAGAACUCUUCCUCAGUUGUAUCCUCCCCAGAAUGUAACUCAUAGAGAGUACACACACUGUUACCAUGUCCCGAGGCCUGGGCCCAUUUGUAGAUGAGCUCCCCCCACUCUCUGGGAGAUCUCCACAUCACCAGGCACCGACUCUUCUCACUGUUCUGCCACUCUACAUUACCCCUAGAUUCUAGUGUUUUGAGUACAAGAUCUAUGCCUUCUGGUGGUAAUCUACGGUUGAUGUCCUGGUUGGAGAAGAGCUGGCUGGACUGAGCCUCGCUGAUGUCCAGGACGUACGACUUGUGGGCCCGGUGGUAGUCGAGUACCAGGCGACACCACGCCUCCAGCUGCUUGGCCCUGGUGUCGCUGUUCACCUGGACCGUGAAGAACGGGGGAAAGUAGUACUGCCACGGCCACGUGAACCCUCCGCCACCCCCCGACAGCGAGCGGAGAGACGAAGUCAUGAGUCCGUCCGUCUACCUAGCCGGCCACAAGGAGAUGACCACGC
Geodia barretti is the source of this 3424-nucleotide messenger RNA. Lineage: Eukaryota; Metazoa; Porifera; Demospongiae; Tetractinellida; Geodiidae. The record is from the annotation of a GenBank genome assembly.